AUGCAAGUGGCUACGCAACAACGAGAAGAAGACACUUAUCCCAGCUCACCAUUACUAGACGAAGGAGACGAAGAUAGGAAACGCAAGCGAACCAGAACAGGAUGUCUGAACUGCCGCAAAAGGCGACGGAAAUGUGAUGAGGGCAAGCCUGCGUGUCUGGCUUGCCAGAGAAAAGAUGAAACAUGCCUAUGGGGGAUGCGAGUCACCUUCCGGGCUGAAAAUACCCAAACGGUGAAGCAGGGACAUUUCUCUGUGGAUAGACAAGACCGUGCUGAUGCUGAGUAUCGCACGCCGAAACGAUUCAGGAUCAUGGAUGUGACUUCGGAGGUUAUACGGGACUAUCAUCAAUUUUCUCCUUCUGGCGAGUUCCUCACUCCAGAUGCGACAUCGCCCUCGGAGCAGGCCCUGGGGUUUGAAGGAGAAAAUGAGGAUGCUACGGCGCACCAUGUCGUACAGCCACAGCAUACCAGCACACGUACUAUGCCAGUCAAUGGAACGGUAUCAAAUAUUGAAGCUCCCAGAGAUCAAUCUCGGGAACAAUUUUUUGAUAUGGCCCACUCUAGUCUACCACACACAGAAACGCCAAUUUCAUUGACACCCACUUCGUCCGUUCCGCUAAAUGCACACGAGAGUUCAGAAAAUAACCAUAGUUGGCUUCGACAUAUCUUACAGCCUCGGCCAAAUGCUUUGGGCGAGGAUAGUGUCUCUGAUGCGGUUGAACCGCCAUUGCCACAAUCCUUCCCUGGCUACUGGGACUCUUUCUACUCUUCCCCUGAUGUCCGCUAUGAGGACGGCAUUUUCCUGCCGGGGUCUGAGUACCUAGAGUUACAUUCUACUCUGAGAAACCAUCUAAUUCUAGAAGUUAAGUCAUGCGCGCCGACCCGGCGUGGUACUCCCGAUUAUACUGCAGAUCCUUUCAAAUCACUGGCCAGAAACGAACAAUUUGAAACGCCUAUGUCUGCAGAAAGUAGAAACCGCCAGGAAGGACCCAAGGUCGCUAAUGAAAAUGUACCUUCAGAGCUAUCCAAGGAAGAUGAAUAUCUUUUAUGGAAGAACUGGCUCGAUGAGAUCUCUCCAUGGUUGGAUAAAUUUGAUAACGAACGCCAUUUCCAAUACACCCUACCGAUAAUGGCACGAUCGCAUGACCAUCUUGGAUAUUCGAUGCUAGCGCUGUCCGCACGACAAUUAGAGUUGAAACACUCUGAAUUGCCGACUGAGCGUAGUCUUUUACUAUAUCACCAAGCCAUCCAUCUUCUCUUACCUCAACUUCCUACACGAAGCACUGCCGUCAUCGCCUCCUGCGUCGUUCUCUGUGUUUUGGAAAUGCUCAGCUGUGCACCGAAAGCAUGGCAACGGCAUCUAGACGGAUGUGCAAGCCUAAUGCAAGCUGUUGGUAUCAAUGGCUUUGUCGGUGGCGUUGAGGAGGCCCUUUUCUGGUGUUUUGCGCGCAUGGAUGUAUGCGGCGGUUUGAUUUCUUCCACCAAGACCCUUAUUCCUAUCAGUCGUUGGGUCCCUGGGGUCGACCUUGAUAGUGAUAUUAGCCUCUUUCAGUCCACGACUGGUUACGACACAUACGCCAACCACGCUGUUUAUCUCUUGGCGCAGGUGCUCGACCUGGUGGCGCCAUUCCAGCUUCUAGGGCGAGCUGCACGCACUCGCAAUAGCCUCGGUGACCGAGUAUUCGCAGAUCGAUGGUUGAAGCUAUGGCGCUAUGCGUGUGACUGGGAGGCUAAGCGGCCAGAAAAGAUGAAACCGAUCAUGAGCAUUGCCCUGUCAUCCAUCAGUCCAUUCCCGACUGUCCUCUUCAGCAACCCGGCCGGGGUAUCCGGAAACCAACUUUAUCAUACCGCCGCGAUGCUAAUGCUGCAAACCAAGCCGACUUCUCUUCGCCUCGACCAGAAGCCGCGCUCGAUUCUGUGGCAUGCCAGACAGAUUUGUGGAAUAUCCAUGAGCAACGACCACCACGGCGCUUGGACCAAUAGUAUCCAACCGCUGUGGAUAGCAGGCCAAUGGAUGAGCCAUCCAAGCGAACACCAGGCCAUUGCAGAUCUUCUCAAGAAAAUCGAAAAGGAGAGCGGCUGGAGAACAACAUGGCGUGUGGAAGAUCUAAAGGAGUUCUGGGGUGAUCUCGCCGAAUGA
Talaromyces rugulosus is the source of this 2139-nucleotide messenger RNA. RefSeq lists its product as uncharacterized. Gene Ontology annotation, biological process: positive regulation of transcription by RNA polymerase II. Lineage: Eukaryota; Fungi; Ascomycota; Eurotiomycetes; Eurotiales; Trichocomaceae. Bases 1 to 2139 code for a protein of 712 amino acids. Gene Ontology annotation, molecular function: zinc ion binding; DNA-binding transcription factor activity, RNA polymerase II-specific; transcription cis-regulatory region binding. The transcript has a single exon. Gene Ontology annotation, cellular component: nucleus. The record is from RefSeq and is a predicted model, not a curated record.